AUGAUAACGAGAUGCUCUUAUUAUGCGAAACUUGUCAACGAUUUAGUCACCCGUACAAUUGCUGGAACAUUUGUCGAGGGUGGUGCCAUUGCAUAUAAUUGCGUUAAGAUUUGGAACUCAUUUUCGCAUAAAGUGUGCAAAGAAUGUCUCGAUACGCAUGAUGAUAAGGCCAUGAUUUACACUGAUAACGUUGAUGACUUAUCACGUUCUUCACAUUCUUCAGAUCGUAUUUCUUAA
This is a messenger RNA of Dracunculus medinensis (Guinea worm), 237 nucleotides long. The record is from the annotation of a GenBank genome assembly. Lineage: Eukaryota; Metazoa; Nematoda; Chromadorea; Rhabditida; Dracunculidae.